CAUUAUUGCGAUGCCGUCGUAUUAAGCCCCGUUUAACGUCUUGCUGCGCUUCACGCCGAAGCUUGUAAAAAUAAAUUCUGUGCGCCGAGAGAAGCGGUGAACUAUUGCGAGAUUGUUGCUUAUGAUAGAUUACGGUCCCGCCACGAGGUCGGAGACAUUGGACAUAAACUUGCAAAUAAUCGUCUACUUCCCUACGGUAGGGUGCUGAUUGCAGCUUAGGAAGGCCUUGGAGCUGGGGAGCGAUGGCUGGAAGAGGACAAUAGCACGUGAGGGUUCUGGUUCCGAAUUGGUUUCAGCUGUGGCCGAAGUCUGGCGCAUGAGAGUUUGGUUGAGUGCUGUCCGGCUCCUCUCGGGCCACAAUCCAUCCGCGGUGUUAGGGAAUGAAUCUCGAUUUUUUUUUGAUCACGUGGUGGCGUUAGUUGCGUGGUGGAGUGGCUUGUGAAGAUUCUGUUGUCAGAGGCGGAGUCCAGAAAGUGGACUUGGGGACGACAUAUCCUUGAUUACCUCAAAUCGAGAGAUGUUACGCAAUGGAUCUAGAGUGAAAUGGUUGAGUAGGUUGUGAAAGUAUUAGAGUGUGCGCAUUGAACGGUACUUGGCGAGUUGGAUUGUAUUUUUCUCUACAUGAGAGUGAACACAACGCGGCAAGGAGGUUAUUCAAAAUAGUAGUGUGAUUGUGUCUGAUCAACUUCUGCCCUCGUUGGUCAUCAGUGGGACCUGCAUCAAUUGUUGCAUGCGAAUUAAACUAGGGCGUUUAGGAAAUGGAGACAACCAAUGACGCGCUGGAUACGACGGUCUCUCACAAGAAGACCGUGGCCGUCAUCUUGAUGGGCGGACCUACCAAAGGUACUCGGUUUAGGCCUCUCUCAUUCAAUUUGGCGAAGCCUUUGUUUCCCUUGGCGGGCCAGCCCAUGGUACACCAUCCAAUUCUUGCUUGCAAAAAGAUACCGGACUUGGCACAGGUAUAUCUUAUAGGAUUUUAUGAGGAAAGGGAAUUUUCCUUGUACAUCUCUACACUUUCAAAUGAGCUCAAAGUUCCCGUGAGGUACUUGCGUGAAGACAAGCCUCAUGGAUCUGCGGGUGGCCUUUACAAAUUUCAGGACUUAAUCAUGGAAGACGAUCCUGCUGAUAUUAUUGUAUUGAAUUGCGAUGUUUGCUGCAGUUUUCCUUUGACUGACAUGCUUGAGGCUCACAGAAAUCAUGGGGGUAUGGGCACGCUUUUAGUUAAGAAGGUGUCAAAAGAAGUUGCUAGUGAAUUUGGCGAGUUGGUGGCGGACCCUAAAACAGGCGAGUUACUUCAUUAUGCUGAGAAGCCAGAGACGUUUGUGAGCGACUUUAUCAAUUGUGGGGUUUAUAUCUUCACACCAGAAAUUUUUAGAGUCAUCAAAGAUGUUACUUCCAGCAAGCACGAAAGAUCUGUCGUACGUCGGCUGUCAAGCUUUGAAGCUCUUACCAUUUCAAGUAGCAGCAAGUACACACUGCAGGCCGAUUUUGUGAGGCUUGAUCAAGAUAUUCUAACCCCUUCAGCUGGCAAGAAGAAGCUCUACACCUUUGAAACCAAUGAGUUCUGGGAGCAAAUUAAAACACCUGGAAUGUCUAUCCGCUGCUCGCUGCUCUACUUAGCACAGUACAGAGUGACAAUGCCUGAGCUUUUGGCAACUGGAGAUGGUAAGAAGUCACCUACAGUAAUCGGAGAUGUCUUUAUUCAUAGAUCUGCCAAGGUGCAUCCAACUGCAAAGCUAGGGCCUAAUGUCUCAAUAUCAGCCAAUGCUCGUAUUGGCCCUGGAGCUCGACUCAUACAUUGUAUUAUUCUUGAUGAUGUUGAAAUCAAGGAAAAUGCUGUCGUGAUGCACUCUAUAGUGGGCUGGAAGUCUUCGCUUGGAAGAUGGGCCCGAGUUCAGGGAGGAGGUGAUUACAAUGCCAAGUUGGGCAUCACCAUCCUCGGAGAGGGUGUGGACGUUGAAGAUGAGACUGUUGUUGUUAAUUGCAUCAUCCUACCUCACAAGACUCUCAAUAUUAGCGUCCAAGAUGAGAUCAUUCUGUAAUCGCUGGCGAGGAUUAUUCUAGGAAACCUAGAAGCAUAUAGACUACCUCAUUAUCUGAUAGGCGAUCUGUUUAGUUGGCUAUCAUUAAGGAAGCUAGACCACAGGUUUGGCUGCGCGGACGGAGGUUGAUAUAAGAUGGGUAUUCCAUGAUUGUUAUAGGGUGAGAGUAAUGAACGUGGUGUGAGCAGGAUCUGUUCUGCAAGAAUCAUCUAUGUAUUAUGUUAGUUCUUUGAGAGUGCUAUCAUGCACCUUUGUACCAUUCAACUAUGAGCAAUCCGUCUUUUAGGUAGUGAGGAUCUCAUGUUAGAUCUCACGCUGAGAAAAGACUCAGCUGUUGUUUGGCGGAGUCCUUGGGUUUGAUCGUGGGGUAUGAAAGUGGCAGGCUUACUGAUUCCGGUAGUCCUGUUCGAUAACGCAAACACUAAGGCGAUGGAGCGUGUUGAGGUAUACACUAUCAGAAAACUUUCUGUAGUAUUCCUUUAUUCCUCGUCCCAAUUAUGAAAAAAUUCGCUCUUAUACCUGAAA
Physcomitrium patens is the source of this 2567-nucleotide messenger RNA. Lineage: Eukaryota; Viridiplantae; Streptophyta; Bryopsida; Funariales; Funariaceae. The record is from RefSeq and is a predicted model, not a curated record.